UUCCACUUCUAUGCGGCGCGCCAGUAUAUAACAUGCCACACGCCGCCACCUACCAGUACAGCACUAGACAGUGAAUCAACGACAACACGAGCAAGGCUCAAGUGAGACUAUACUCUUCAACUCAUCACAUCACAGCACAAAAUGACAGCUCCAGCCAUCGGUAUUGACCUGGGCACCACCUACUCCUGCGUGGGUGUGUUCCAGCAUGGUAAGGUGGAGAUUAUUGCUAACGAUCAGGGCAACAGGACCACGCCGUCCUACGUGGCCUUCACAGACACAGAGCGACUCAUCGGAGACGCCGCCAAGAACCAGGUGGCCAUGAACCCCAGCAACACUGUGUUUGAUGCCAAACGCCUCAUCGGCCGCAAGUUUGAGGAGCCUUCGGUUCAGAGCGACAAAAAGCACUGGCCCUUCGAGGUUGUGAACGAUGGAGGCAAGCCCAAGGUGAAGGUGGAAUUCAAGGGCGAGAACAAAACCUUUAACCCUGAGGAGAUCUCGUCCAUGGUGCUCACCAAGAUGAAGGAGACAGCCGAGGCCUUCCUGGGUACCACCGUGAAGGACGCCGUGGUCACCGUACCAGCCUACUUUAAUGACUCCCAGCGCCAGGCCACUAAGGACGCGGGCACCAUCGCCGGUAUCAACGUUCUGCGGAUCAUCAACGAGCCCACAGCCGCCGCCAUCGCCUACGGCCUGGACAAGAAAGUGGGCGGCCGCGGAGAGCGAAACGUGCUCAUCUUUGAUCUCGGCGGCGGUACCUUCGACGUGUCCAUCCUCAGCAUCGACGAGGGCGUGUUUGAGGUGAAGUCCACGGCUGGCGACACCCAUCUGGGCGGCGAGGACUUUGACAACAGAAUGGUGAACCACUUCGCGCAGGAAUUCCAGCGCAAAUACAAGAAGGACUUGAAGAACAACAAGCGAGCCGUGCGUCGCCUGCGGACGGCGUGCGAGCGAGCCAAGCGCACCCUGUCCUCCUCCACACAGGCCAGCGUGGAGAUCGACUCCCUGUUUGAAGGCAUUGACUUCUAUACAUCCAUCACUCGCGCCAGGUUCGAGGAACUGUGCUCUGACCUGUUCCGCGGCACGCUGGAGCCUGUGGAGAAGUCUUUGCGGGACGCAAAGAUCGACAAGAGCGGCAUCCACGAGCUGGUGCUGGUGGGUGGCUCCACCCGCAUCCCCAAAAUCCAGAAGCUGCUGCAGGACUUCUUCAACGGCAAGGAACUCAACAAGUCCAUUAACCCUGACGAGGCAGUGGCCUACGGCGCCGCUGUGCAGGCUGCCAUCCUGCGGGGCGAUCAGUCCGAGGGCGUGAAGGACCUGCUGCUGCUGGAUGUGGCGCCACUGUCCCUGGGCAUCGAGACGGCGGGCGGGGUGAUGACGGCACUCAUCAAGCGAAACACCACCAUCCCCACCAAGCAGCAACAGGUGUUCACCACCUACUCAGACAAUCAGCCCGGCGUGCUCAUCCAGGUGUACGAGGGCGAGCGCGCCAUGACUAAGGACAACAACCUGCUGGGCAAGUUUGAGCUGAGCGGCAUUCCCCCCGCGCCGCGAGGCGUGCCGCAGAUUGAGGUCACCUUCGACAUUGACGCCAACGGCAUCCUCAACGUGUCAGCGGUGGACAAGUCCACGGGCAAGGAGAACAAGAUCACCAUCACCAACGACAAAGGUCGCCUCAGCAAGGAGGAGAUCGAGAGGAUGGUGAACGAGGCGGAGAAAUACCAGGAUGAUGACGCCAAGCAGCGAGAGAGAAUUGAAGUCAAGAACAGGCUGGAGGCGCUCUGCUUCAGCGUCAAGUCUGCCCUCUCGGAGCCCUCCGUGGCAGACAAGCUGUCGACGGACGAGAAGCGCGCCGUGGAGGAGAAGGCGGAACAGACGCUCAGUUGGCUGGACGCCAACCAGCUGGCCGAAAAGGAGGAAUAUGAGCACCAGAUGAAGGAGCUGGAGCAGGCGUGGCGCCCCCUGGCCAGCAAGAUCCACGGGCAGGGAGGCGGUCCCGGCGCAGGUCCCUCAGCGGGUCGCGGCCCCACCGUGGAGGAGGUGGACUAAGCAGAGUGAGACAAGGCAGCAGCAUCGCAGUGCCUUGUAUUACAACAUGGAUACCAAUUAUAACUAUAAGUGUUACCAGCUACCUACCAAAUAUACAUGUAAUAUUUAUUUUUUUAUAAUAGUU
Messenger RNA from Portunus trituberculatus (swimming crab), 2170 nucleotides. RefSeq names its product heat shock 70 kDa protein cognate 4-like. Gene Ontology annotation, biological process: cellular response to unfolded protein; protein refolding. Bases 142 to 2046 code for a protein of 634 amino acids. Gene Ontology annotation, cellular component: cytoplasm. Gene Ontology annotation, molecular function: ATP binding; ATP hydrolysis activity; ATP-dependent protein folding chaperone. The transcript is spliced from 3 exons. NCBI's taxonomy places the organism in Eukaryota, Metazoa, Arthropoda, Malacostraca, Decapoda, Portunidae. The record is from RefSeq and is a predicted model, not a curated record.